AUGCUCAGAGAAAAGGGUAACGAGCCGGAAGGACCAAACGAUUUUGCAUUGGCUCGAGCUGAUAUCGCCUACCAAAUUGAGCAGGCAUUGCGGGUUCCCCGAGAAAAACUUCAUGCUCCUCCGAGCUCCUCGACCUCUAGUCAAGCCUGCAUGACCACAGACUUGUCCAGUACAAUAAACUAUGGAAAACCAGAACGACCAUUGAGCCUCAGAGACCGGACUGAGAACGAGCAAUGA
Molecule: messenger RNA, 237 nt
Organism: Haemonchus placei
Lineage: Eukaryota; Metazoa; Nematoda; Chromadorea; Rhabditida; Trichostrongylidae
Source: the annotation of a GenBank genome assembly